AGCGGUCCGCGGUGACGUCACGCGCUGCCUUCUGUCCGCUGGCGCUGAGCGACACCGGGGGAAGAAAAAAAAAAAGUCACCCAAGAAACUACAGCGCGACUUUUCAGCAGCUGCGCCACUUCUGCGAAGCCGAACUCAGCGACGAUGGGCAACUGUCAACCCACCAUCGUGCCCUACGAGGACUUUGACGUCGUGGCCGACAUCAAGGGCAUCCGCAAGGCCUGCAAAGGCUUCGGAACCGACGAGCAGGCCAUCAUCGACAUCCUGGCCAAUCGCAGCGCAGAUCAGCGGGAGGAAAUCAAAAACGCCUAUUUUGAGAAGUACGACGAUGAGCUGGUGGACGUGUUGAAGAAAGAGUUGUCGGGGAACUUUGAGAACGCCAUCCUCGCCAUGCUGGACCCGCCCGUCGUCUUCGCGGUGAAGGAGCUGAGGAAGGCCAUGAAGGGGGCGGGCACCGACGAAGACGUCCUGGUGGAGAUCCUGUGCACCGCCACCAACGACCACAUCGCCAUGUUCAAGGAGUGCUACUUUCAAGUGCACGAGCGCGAUCUGGAAGCGGACAUCGAGGGAGACACGAGCGGCGACGUGAGAAACCUGCUCAUGGCUCUGUUGCAGGGCAACCGAGAUGAGAGCUACGAGGUGGACGAGGAGCUGGCUGAGCAAGAUGCUACCUGCCUCUUUGAGGCCGGCGAGGGGAGUUUGGGAACAGACGAGUCCACUUUCACCUUCAUCCUGGCCUCCAGAAAUUACCUGCAGCUGCAGGUCACCUUCAAGAUAUACGAGCAGCUCUCUGGAACCGAGAUCCUGGACACCAUCGAGAACGAGACUUCCGGGACGCUGAAGAAAUGCUACACCGCUCUUGUGAGAGUCGCCAAGAACCCUCAGCUGUACUUCGCCAGGCGUCUCCACGACGCCAUGAAGGGAGCGGGGACCGACGAGGACACCCUCAUCCGCAUCAUCGUGUGUCGCUCUGAGUACGACCUGGAGACCAUCAAGGACAUGUACCUGGAGAAAUACGACGUGUCCCUGAAGGAGGCCCUGAAGGGCGAGUGCGGCGGCGACUUCAAGCGCCUCCUCCUGGCGAUCUGCCACUGAGGGUCCGAGAGCGGGACAGAAACAUCAACCACGUCUGCGUUACCGUGGAUUCGGGCGGGCGCUCUUUUUAAACUUUUUUUCCACAGGUAUUAAUUAAUUACAACAUAAAUCCGCAUCGAACUGGACUGCCGGUCACUUACUGCCCGUUUCUUAGUCCAUUCGAGCUCCAGUUCGAAACAUUUACCAGCAUCUAAGUGUAAGUCUGAGUCACUGUUAACAAGCACCAAGACUUUUACAUUUCCAGCCCACUGAUCACUGCGUGGGGUCGGAUCAGGUGGCGCGAGCCUCGAUGGCGUAAUAACACUGUAAACGGGUUUGUACACUCUAGACAAAAAGUAAUCACACUCAUCUAACUAUUAAUCUGUUUUAGGUCAAUUAAUCCUUUGAGUUAUUUUCUAUAUCUUUCACCCUCCAUGCCCCAAACUCCGUAACUGUUUAAUUUCACUGCUGUUACAACUAAUGCAAUCAGUCCAUGUGGCUUGAAGUUUGUGCUUUCAAAUGAAGAAACAUGAACGUUUGAAUCGAAGGAAUCUCGAUCGAUGUGAAGAAGGUUGAGUAAUGUUAUAAGUGGAUGUUACAAGUUCUGAUUCGAGAGAAGGAGGAAAAACUUGACAAAUCCAAACACACCUCUCAUGGUUAUGAAUAUGUUUUUCUUUUGUAUUUUACGACUAACACAGUAGAGUUUUUAAUAUAUAUAUUAAUUAUAUUAUGUACCGUUUAGGCCAGUGGGUAAAAGAAAAACAUUUAACGUCUGGAUGAAGUCAUUUGUGUGUCUUCAUAAGGCAGCUGAGAUCUGUUAAAAGUACCACUACCAUGAGCAGCAAGCAACACGUAGCGCUGUGCGUGAGAGAGGCAACGAGGCCGAUGGUUGGAGUCGUUUUAUUUGUCUCUCUAUAGCCGAAGAAUGUUAAUCCCAUUGCAAAUAAAGUUACCUGUAACAUCACG
This is a messenger RNA of Gasterosteus aculeatus aculeatus (three-spined stickleback), 2040 nucleotides long. It is a transcript of the gene anxa13, whose product is annotated as annexin A13. Gene Ontology annotation, cellular component: cytoplasm; plasma membrane; vesicle membrane. The record is from RefSeq and is a predicted model, not a curated record. Lineage: Eukaryota; Metazoa; Chordata; Actinopteri; Perciformes; Gasterosteidae. Gene Ontology annotation, molecular function: phosphatidylserine binding; calcium ion binding; calcium-dependent phospholipid binding.